AAAGAUUUUAGCGAAAAAGCCCAGUCUGAACACGAUGAGGCUUUAUUAAAAUUACAGAAAGAUAUAAGAAAGCUUCAAAAUGCAGCAUUCAAACAAACAAAUAUUGAAACUUACUUCGAUUCGGCUAGCUAG
Molecule: messenger RNA, 132 nt
Organism: Racocetra persica
Lineage: Eukaryota; Fungi; Glomeromycota; Glomeromycetes; Diversisporales; Gigasporaceae
Source: the annotation of a GenBank genome assembly